Molecule: messenger RNA, 923 nt
Organism: Nematostella vectensis (starlet sea anemone)
Lineage: Eukaryota; Metazoa; Cnidaria; Anthozoa; Actiniaria; Edwardsiidae
Exons: 8
Coding region: 130-600 (156 amino acids)
Source: RefSeq, a predicted model, not a curated record
CCUUUCAGCACCCCACGCGCUUGCUCCUCGACAGCGAGUAUAAAACCAGCAGUCCGCGAGUUUGCCAUAUCACAGCAAGCUGAUAUACUACAAACAAGCACCCUGAACCCUCAGACAAAGCCAGCAAUCAUGAAUUUUGCGCUCCAGCUACUUUGUAUUACGUUUGUGGCAUAUACUGCACAGAGCAAGAAAUAUGAUGCCGAGAUGUUGAAGAAUUUUCUGGCUGACAUGCUACGGUACGACAUGGAAAACGAUGAAUCAACAAAGAGAACAUUCGCAUUCGAUGAGCCGUGCGAGAACUUCCGGGACGUUCGCCCAAACGCAUGCAAGGAACUUGCAGAGAUGGAUAAACACUACUGCAGUGACUACCCCUCACAGGCGAAGCGCUUCUGCAAGCGAACCUGCAGCCCAUGUGGCCCAGCAAAGGAAAAAGCACCAGGUCCCUCAGCUGAGUGUGAAGACUUGCGCAAUGACUGCAAGUUCAUGAUUCCCUUGUACAGGAAAGAGUACAAUCAGGAUCCCUGUGUCACUUACCCGUCCUACACGUACAAAUACUGCCGGAAGUCCUGCGGCCAGUGCAUUGGACCUAUUCGAGUUUAAAGAGCGAGUCUUAUGUUAAUAACAGAAAAUACACCAAGCACCAGAAUAUAUGCUCAAAGAUAGCUUGUAUGGUGCAAGAACAAAAUGGCUGAAAGAUCAUUGUCGCUGUCAUAAAAAGUUCAGCUUUUGAAAUUCGAAGUCAAUAUAAGUACAUAAAAAAAUUGCAUAAAAACAAUUAAAACUCUUGGCAAAGGACAGGAAAAACAUUGCAUAUCAAUAGAUCCUUUCAGAUAUAAUUUUAUAUUAACAUUUCGCGUGCUGUGUGCCAAAAUUGUAAGACAAAAAAAUUAAUUUGAUUAUAAUAAAAGUUGCAUUACCAAUAA